This is a messenger RNA of Caenorhabditis angaria, 1269 nucleotides long. NCBI's taxonomy places the organism in Eukaryota, Metazoa, Nematoda, Chromadorea, Rhabditida, Rhabditidae. The record is from the annotation of a GenBank genome assembly.
AUGGCAUUGCGACAAGACGUGAGAGAUUUGCUCACAACUCGUUAUGUUCCACAACACGGAGAACAUGAAGAAUGCGAAAAAGUGGAAGCAUAUCGAGCUGGAGGUGAUAUUGAUAUGAUUGACGGAAGAAAUGACGAAGAUGUUUGUUUGGUUGAAGAUCGACCACUUCACGGAGUCGCUGACACGCCAAAACUAAUCGCAAAACCAGCGAGAGAAUCGAGAUCGCGCGAUGAAGCGGUCAAAGUUCUUCUAAAGUUGAAGAAAGGGCCUGUGGAACAAUUGAGACUUGAAAAAUAUGACUAUUACAAUUCGAGAUGGUUCAAUACAACUCAAGGUAUGUUGAAAAAUUUUUAAAAGUUACCCAACCCGAAUGAAACUCACUGAUUGCAACUGUGAAUUUUUUAAUCAAUAAAAUUCUUGUUGGCAAAACAAUAAUUUUAUAGCGUGAACUAAAAACACGUGUUUACGCUAUAAGAAUGACAUAUUUCUAAUAUUUAACCAACAACGAAAUGAUUUUGCAGAAACUGAACUCGAACUCAUCAAUUAUGUUCUUCUCAAUCCAAACGCUCGUCCAAGUCAUUUCGCAAUUCAAUCAAGACGACUCAACAUUUGCGAUGUCGAGAAUAUCAUUCUCACUUCACUUCUUGCUCCACCGCAAUCAAAUGGACAAUCGCUUGCUCGUUUUGCAAUCAAAUGCACGGAAGAACUUGGGUUCAAAAAAUUGUGGGAAAUUGUGAACAGAUUGAAGGAGCAAAAUGAUGGAAUGAUGAUAACCGACGGGAAAGUUGUUGCAACUUUGAUUGAAGAUGUCGGAUUUAUGCCGGUAAGAAUUUCAAUAUUUAAGAGAUUUUUUAUUGAAAUAUUAGUAUUUUUCAGAAAGUAACUCAUCGUUUAUCCACUGAAAGACUUGAGGAAUAUGCUGAAUUGGAAAGAGGAUUAGAUGAACAUGGUGAAUUGAUGUCAUCACGUGUUUAUUUGACAUGUUCAAUUCAAGGAAAACGACAUGUUCAAACACAAAUCACAUAUCUCAAUAAUGGAUGUUCAAGAAUGAAUGGAACAAAACGAACAAAAUACAUUGAAUUGGAACAAACCGUCAAAUGUAUGAAUCGACGAGUUUUGAUUGCUGAAGAUCGAAAUGAAAGUGUUGAAUUCGAAGUUGAUGAAGAUAUGACGUCACUUCGAGAAGCUCAACCAAUUGUUGAAGAUUUAAUUGAUUAUCUUCGAAGUGAUAUGAUUAUUGAAGAAGACAGCGAUGAAGACGAAUAUUGA